Molecule: messenger RNA, 1322 nt
Organism: Cydia splendana
Lineage: Eukaryota; Metazoa; Arthropoda; Insecta; Lepidoptera; Tortricidae
Exons: 1
Coding region: 51-1322 (423 amino acids)
Source: RefSeq, a predicted model, not a curated record
GGAUUGUGUUCGGAGAUGCUGAAGGCAAUUCUUCAAAAAAUAUUAUUGUCAUGCAUCACAAACUGAACUUAGACCUUCUGGUAAAAAACAUGUGGGAACUGGAGUCAGCAGAAAAACCAGAACUUACAGCGGAUGAGAAACUUUGUGAAUCUAUUUAUGCAAAUACAACUACCAGAACAAAAGAAGGAAGAUAUGUAGUGAAACUCCCCACAAGAACAGAGGAAAUAAAGUCAACAGAAGGACAAACAAAGGACAUAGCACUGAGAAGAUUCAGACAACUAGAAAGAAAAUUUGAAAAGGACGAAGAAUUCAAAAAGGAAUACACCAAAGUCAUAGAAGAAUAUUCAACAUUGAAGCACAUGGAAGAAGUUCCAGACACUGAAAUAGAAGCCCCAUCAGUAUAUCUCCCACAUCAUGCUGUGAUUCGGAACGACAAGGACACAUCUAAAGUUAGAGCUGUGUUUGAUGCUUCAUCUAAGGGUAUAAACAAUAUUUCACUUAAUGAAGAGUUACUGGUGGGUCCACAGCUUCAAGAAGAUUUAAGGAACAUAAUCAUGAGAUGGCGUAUGAAGAAAAUCUGCUUCGUUGCAGACAUACAGAAAAUGUAUCGUCAAAUUAUGGUUACAAAACAAGAUGCAGAUCUGCAGCGUAUACUUUGGCGCAAAUGUGCAGCUGACCCUAUUAAAGAAUAUCGCCUGCUUCGUGUCACGUUUGGUACAGCAUCUGCACCAUACUUAGCUGUGAAAACGUUACAAAGGGUCGCAGAAGAAGAAGGAAAACAUCAUCCAGUAGCUGCAAAAACGAUUAAAGAAGAUUUCUACAUGGAUGACCUCAUGUCGGGCCAAGAUAACACAGAAGACGCCGUAGAUGUAGCGAAAAAUAUAGCAAUUAUUCUGAAAAACGGAGGAUUCGAUCUGCAGAAAUGGUCGUCUAAUAGCACCAGCUUUUUAAAGCAAUUCCCACCUGAUGAGAGAAACAGUAAUGUAAACAUGGACAUCAACCUAGACGGAACUGUACGUGCACUGGGUAUCAGUUGGAACAUGGGUGAACACAGUUUUCAGUACAAACUUGAACUACCCCAGCCGCCGAUAACUAUUACAAAGAGAAACAUACUAGCAGAAACACAAAAGUUGUUCGAUCCUUUGGGGUGGUUGGCACCAAGCAUAAUUCAAGCCAAGAUGCUUAUCCAGCAACUUUGGUUGCACCGAUCGAGUUGGGAUGAUGAAGUAGAACCUGAAAUAAAAGAAGAAUGGUUAAACAUAAGACACAAUUUUGAAAACUUAAAGGACGUCAAUAUAACCAAGAUGGCUACACACAACUAA